GGCGGGAAAAACACUGAACGCAUCGUGUGUCUGUUUUCCAUAGAAAAGUGUCGUUUCCACUGAAAAUAGUUAAUCAGACUUACUGGAUAAUGUAUCAACCGCCAAUCAACAGCUUCUUCAACACGAGGAAGAGGUGUGCAAGCGAUUAUUUGUGUGCUCCCACGAGCAAGAAACUCUUGCUUGGUUCUGAUGGUGACGCUCUCAAACUCGCUGCAGUCCAGAAUGAAGCAAAAGUGCAAAAAGUCUGUGAGACUGUUGAAAAACUCGAAAAUGCAGGGAAAACCAAAUCUAACCUCACUGAGAAACGUCAAGUGGCUGUGGCUUCCCGGAAAAAGAGGCUUCUCCCGGUGCAGAAAACUGCAGCGGCCAAAGAGGAAACUUUUCCAUGCAAUAAUAGUCAGGAGAAUGCAGAGUCUCCGAAGAAAGCCGCCCUGGAAUUGUCAAUGAAGGAGAUCCAGGAGAAGAUUAAGAAGAGUCGCAAGCUUCCGGCACUCAAGGCGCAAUUGCAGAAACUACAGGAGCUGGAGAAGAAACGCCAGGAGCUCAUGAAACAGAACAAGACUCCAACUAAAGUGGAGCGCGAAGAAGAGGGUCAAUCGCUUAAGAAAUUCGAUAAACUAGACUUGGAAGUUAUUAGUCCCACGAAGGUCUUCAAAUCCCCCAUGAAGAUGAAGACACCGACGCCCAAGAAGUCCGGAAGCAAGCCGGACAGCGCAUUGAUGAGUCCUCGGAAGGAUUCUCGAGUCCGGAAGACACUCUUCAGUCCACUGAAGGCAGAACCGGAGUCGAUUGAAGGCUCUUCGGAAGUUCCAGCCUAUGAGAAGCACGCCUCUUUGAUCGAGAGCGGUCGGCCAGGAAUUCAGUUGCCGUCCAAAUAUCGCCAACUCCUAGAGAUCUUCAAGAACUGCGAUGCUGUGUGUGCAAUGUUCCACAAUCGUAGGGAAACCAUUACGUUCAAGAAACUGAAGCCGGCAGUGCAACGAAUGUGCAGGAAAACCUUCACUGUGACUCAUUUGGGGCAGAUAAAGCUGAUCUUUCCUGAAGCAUACAGCUUCCAUCAGUCCAAGACGCGCAACUACGGCUCCACGUCGAAGCAGGACUACUAUCAGCUCAUCAUUGAACCUGCGAAGGAGCAUUUAAGCCCGCAAAUCCUGACUGAGAGACAGAAGUUCUUCCAGGAAGUACUUGAGAACAGAGUGAGGCGAGAACAUGAUGUCUUUCUGAAGUCAUUGAAGCCUCCAAUGGUGAUUCCCAUGCAGAAAAUUACUCGAUGGCAUCCGGAAUUUGAUCUGGAAGGUUGUUCAGUCAUCCCAGAAGCGGAUCUUCCUCGACCACCGAAUGAAGAUAAGUUUUCCUCAGCCAAAGAUGUUUUGUCAGCAGCCAAGAACCUCUUCAACUGUUCAACGCCUCUCGAGAGAACCACAGAAUUGCUGGAGUCGCAGCAAGCAACACUUGAGGAAACCACAAGGCCAGAAGCCGUAGUUUCUGACUUGUUGAAGCGCGUCCCAGCAAAAUUACUGGAGAAGAUCCGCGCGAAACAGGCCGCAAAGGCACUGGAUGCAAUGACGAGGCGUCCGAGUCAGGAUCAAGAGGCUCUUACAUACAGUCGUCUGCCAGAUUUAGCCAAACACAUUCGCAACAUCUUCCUGACGGAGAAGAAAGCCUGCCUGGCGCUGGAUCUGGUGCUGAGGAAGAUCGCCAACAGCUUUCGGCAAAAUCUUUCCGCGUGCGCCAUCGAGAGCCUGAUCGAAGUGCUGCAGAAGGAGGUGAACGAGUGGCUCUCAGUGGAGGAGAUCCGGAAGGUGAAGUAUGUGAAGCUGACGAGGGGCGUCGACUUCUGGCAGAUCUCGCGGAAACUGGAGCGUCUGGCAAGAGAGAAGAGUGUCUGAGAGCGACCCGCAAAGGCAAUGUCCUGUGGCGGAGAAGCCAAGCAUAGAAAUCCCCAAUUAUCACACGUUUAGUCGAGUUAAUGCCGCGCUCAGAGCGGAACGCGUUGGCUGAAUAAAUGGCAAUUCUGCUGACGAGAGUGUCUCAGUGUCGCCGCAGAAUGCAGCGAGUCUUGUGGAUUGUAGCGUGUUUUUCCGGCUUCGCCUGCAAAAUGCAGGACUUCGCCGUAAACGUGGAGGACAUCCUGAGUGAUAGUCUAAUGCCCGCGGCGCUUUUUGUUGGCCAAAACGUGCAGGUGAAGGUUGAACCUUUAUUUAAUUAAUUAAUUGAGUGUGAAAAUUGUAAAUUUGCUACAUUCACUCAUCUCUUCUCACCAGAAUUGCUAUUUGAAAAACUCAUUUUCUUAUCAGAUUUUGAUUACUUUAUGAGCAGUUAAUAGUUUUCCAUCAAUAAAUCAUAUCAUAAUUUUCAAAGAAUA
Molecule: messenger RNA, 2365 nt
Organism: Phlebotomus argentipes
Lineage: Eukaryota; Metazoa; Arthropoda; Insecta; Diptera; Psychodidae
Gene: dup
Product: DNA replication factor Cdt1
Exons: 3
Coding region: 90-1889 (599 amino acids)
Biological process (GO): DNA replication checkpoint signaling; mitotic cell cycle; regulation of DNA-templated DNA replication initiation
Cellular component (GO): nucleus
Molecular function (GO): DNA binding; DNA polymerase binding
Source: RefSeq, a predicted model, not a curated record